This is a messenger RNA of Penaeus indicus, 1173 nucleotides long. RefSeq names its product lysosomal proton-coupled steroid conjugate and bile acid symporter SLC46A3-like. Gene Ontology annotation, cellular component: membrane. The record is from RefSeq and is a predicted model, not a curated record. Bases 1 to 1173 code for a protein of 390 amino acids. Gene Ontology annotation, biological process: transmembrane transport. The transcript has 4 exons. NCBI's taxonomy places the organism in Eukaryota, Metazoa, Arthropoda, Malacostraca, Decapoda, Penaeidae. Gene Ontology annotation, molecular function: transmembrane transporter activity.
AUGGCUUCCUGCGCUGCGGAGAGGGAGCCAUUGCUGCCGAGAGAAGGGCCUGCGGAGCCAGUGACCCCCGCGUCCUGCUGCGGCCGAGUGCGACGCUUCUUCUGCGCGGUGACGGUCGAGCCUGUCUGCUUCCUCUACGCCAUCACCUUCGGGAUGACGAUGGCGCUUCUGCCGAAUCUAUGGGUGGACAAAAUUUGCUCGGUUCAGCUGGACUACGGCGAGGAGACCUGCGCCAGCCUGCAGGAGGAGAAAGACCCGGCGAAGCAGGACGCCGUCCAGAAGAUGUCUGCGCAGAUGUCCCUCUACUUCCAGCUCCUGCUGUUCGUGCCGGCCGUCUUCGCCAAUCUGCUGCUGGGGGCGUGGGGGGAUACGCGCGGCCGCCGCCUACCCGUGCUGGCCCCCGUCGUCGGCUCGCUGCUCAUGGCCCUCGUCAUCAUGGCCAACUGCUACUGGUGGGCCCUGCCCCCGGCCCUGCUCCUGCUGGCCGCGCUCCCCGCUGGCUGCACCGGCUCCAUGAUGGCCGUCUUCUCGGCCUCCUUCGCCUAUGUGGGCGCCGUGGCGGGCAGGAGAGCGCGCACGCUGCGGCUGUCGGUGCUCGGGGUGACCAUGAUGGUGUGCAACCCCGCCGGCAGGGCAAUUGCGCUCCUCGUCUACGACAGGUGCGGCUACGUGGCCACCCUCGGCUGCCAGGUGGGGAUGUACGUUGUCAGCAUCGUGUACAUUCAGCUGAGGCUGAAGAAGUGGCCCUCCGGGGCGUGCGCGCCGGGGGAGCAGGAGGGCAGGAGCGUCUGCAGCGUCUUGUCGCCCUCGAGUCUCAAGGAGACGCUGAGGACGGCCUGCAGGACGAGGGAGAGCGGCGGCCACUGGGACGUCCUGGGCCACAUCGCCGUCAUCUGCCUCUCCAUCUCCACUCUGGCCGCUAAUGUUCUCUUUGGAUACCUGUACACACGGAAGAAAUUCGCCUGGGACUACGACACCUACACCGUGUGGACUGUGAUUGACCUGCCUCUCUCCUCGCUGGGUGUCCUUAUCUUCCAACCGAUCCUGAACUACUAUUGGCAAGUGGAAGACAACAUCCUGGCUCUCGCUGGCGGAAUCUCGCAUCUUUUCUACUACACGCUGGUGGCCACAGCGCCCAGGCCGUGGGUGCUCUACCUAGGCUAUUUUGCCUAA